Messenger RNA from Drosophila subobscura, 2506 nucleotides. RefSeq names its product plastin-3 (gene Fim). Gene Ontology annotation, biological process: actin filament bundle assembly; actin filament network formation. The record is from RefSeq and is a predicted model, not a curated record. The transcript has 5 exons. Lineage: Eukaryota; Metazoa; Arthropoda; Insecta; Diptera; Drosophilidae. Gene Ontology annotation, molecular function: actin filament binding; calcium ion binding. Gene Ontology annotation, cellular component: actin filament bundle; actin filament; cytoplasm. The coding region runs from base 444 to 2366 and encodes 640 amino acids.
GCGGUAUUUAACGAAGAAGAACACAAACAAAAAAACGCUUAACAAAUCCUUGGCUCUCUCGCACUCGCUCUCUGCUUCGUUCCACCACUCGUCACUCGUGGAGUCACUCGUUCAAUUCGUACGAUCUCUUUCUCACGCUCUCGCUGCAAGCACAAAUAACGGUUAACCCGAGUGCCUGGCGCCAUUCCGUUCGUAGUUCUUGCCGGUACUCCAUCCAUAGCGAUCGUCUCGUGUGCGCAACUUUGACCCCCCUCCUUCGUGUUCGUGCUCGUGCUCGUGUGUGUGUGUGCAAAUCAAUUAACUAAAUUUUUUGUUGUUGUUAAUUUUUUGUUCCCGUCGCUAUUUGUUUAUCUUUGCUGAGCCAUUAAAUUAAGCAAAGAAAAACCCGAGAAAUCAGGCCGACCAAAUACAGUAAUUCCGAGUGCAAAUCCAUAGAAGCAGAAAUGGCCGAUAUUCAGACCACCGAGGAGUACAGGCUGCACUUGGAGGAGAUCUUGCCCGAUCUGGAUGCCAACAAGGAUGGCUUCAUCGAUCUGCACGAGCUGAAGGAUGCCCUCAAUCAGGUGGGAUUCAAGCUGGCCGGCUAUCAGGUGCGCGAGAUGAUCGAUGAGUUCAAGAGCAAACAGAGGACGGCGCAUCAGGGCAAGCUGAAUCUGGAGGAGUUCGAGACGCUGUGCUUGGACCUGAAGAGCAAGGAUGUGGCCAGCACGUUCAAGACGGUGGUGUCCAAGAAGGAGAACCUGGAGACGCUCGGCGGCAUGUCGAGCAGCUCGUCCGAGGGCACAACGCACUCGGUGCGCCUGGAGGAGCAGCUGGCCUUCUCCGACUGGAUCAACUCGAAUCUGGGGCACGACAAGGACCUGCAGCAUCUGCUGCCCAUCGACAGCGAGGGCAAGCGGCUGUAUCUGAGCAUCAAGGAUGGCAUCUUGCUGUGCAAGAUCAUCAACCACUCCUGCCCCGACACCAUCGACGAGCGCGCCAUCAACAAGAAGAACCUGACCGUCUAUCGCGAGUUCGAGAACCUGACGCUGGCCCUCGUCUCCUCGCAGGCCAUCGGCUGCAACAUUGUGAACAUCGAUGCCCACGACCUGGCCAAGGGCAAGCCCCAUCUGGUGCUGGGUCUGCUCUGGCAGAUCAUCCGCAUCGGCCUCUUCAGCCACAUCACCCUGGACAGCUGUCCCGGCCUCGCCGGCCUCCUCUUCGACAACGAGCGUCUCGAGGAUCUCAUGAAGAUGUCGCCCGAGGCAAUUCUCCUGCGCUGGGUCAACCACCAUCUGGAGCGUGCCGGCAUCUCGCGCCGCUGCACCAACUUCCAGUCGGACAUUGUCGACUCCGAAAUCUACUCGCAUCUGCUCAAGCAGAUUGCCGGCAACGAUGCCGACGUCAAUUUGGAUGCGCUGCGCGAGGCCGAUCUGCAGCAGCGUGCCGAGAUUAUGCUCCAGCAGGCGGGCAAGCUCAACUGUCGCAGCUUCCUCACGCCCCAGGACGUUGUCAACGGUGUCUACAAGCUGAACUUGGCCUUUGUCGCCAAUCUGUUCAACAACCAUCCCGGCCUGGACAAGCCCGAGCAGAUCGAGGGACUCGAGUCCAUUGAGGAGACGCGCGAGGAGAAGACUUAUCGCAACUGGAUGAACUCGAUGGGAGUGUCCCCGCACGUGAAUUGGCUGUACUCGGACCUGGCCGAUGGCCUGGUUAUCUUCCAGCUGUUUGACGUUAUUAAGCCGGGCAUCGUCAACUGGAGCCGCGUCCACAAGCGCUUCACGCCGCUGCGCAAGUUCAUGGAGAAGCUGGAGAACUGCAACUAUGCCGUCGAUCUGGGCAAGCAGCUGAAAUUCUCGCUGGUCGGCAUUGCUGGCCAGGACUUGAACGAUGGCAAUGCCACACUGACGUUGGCGCUCAUUUGGCAGCUGAUGCGCGCCUACACGCUGUCCAUUUUGUCGCGACUUGCCAACACCGGCAACCCCAUCAUCGAGAAGGAGAUUGUGCAGUGGGUGAACAAUCGCCUGGCGGAGGCCGGCAAGCAGUCGCAGCUGCGCAACUUCAACGAUCAUGCCAUUGCCGACGGUAAGAUUGUGAUCGAUCUGAUCGAUUCAAUCAAGGAGGGCAGCAUCAACUACGAAUUGGUGCGCACCAGCGGCACGCAGGAGGAUAAUUUGGCCAAUGCCAAGUAUGCCAUCUCCAUGGCCCGUAAGAUCGGUGCCCGCGUAUACGCCCUGCCCGAGGACAUUACCGAAGUGAAGCCAAAGAUGGUAAUGACCGUCUUUGCCUGCAUGAUGGCCCUCGACUAUGUGCCCAACAUGGACAGUGUCGACCAGAACAAUCACAACAACAGCACACCAGUUGUUGCCACCAACAACAGCAAUUAGCAAGCAGCCAACCGCCAGCAGCAACUCAAUUAUAAAAUAUAUAAAACAAAAUGAAGGAAUUAUGGAUAAGCAUGAGAUUGAGAAUUAGAACGAAGGGGAAGACUAAACAAAGCGUUUUUCGUAUUUGCUAAUUUACUCUA